CCAACCGAAAAAGCUGGUUCAGUGUCAAAAUGCCAACCUUUUCUGUCAUCUAUAAAGGAGCUGUCAUCAUUAGCAGGACACUAAUGGGUCCAUAUAUUGUAGACCGAGCUGUUCAUUCCAUGGAGUUUACAGACUGUGAGAAUGGCCUGGGAAUUAAAGUGAUUGGUGGAGUGAAGGAGCAAACUGGAGGGGAAUUUGGAGUCUUUGUCAAACGGAUUUUACCAGGUGGCCUUGCUUCAAAUGAUGGAAAUCUGAUGCCAGGGGACCAGAUCUUGGAGGUAAAUGGGGACAGUCUCAAAGGAGUCACAAAUGAAAGAGCUGUGGAUAUAUUGAGAGCAGCCGCCUCAACCAAUCACAUGUACCUUCUCAUAGCCAGAGAUGAGGAAGCAAAGAGAGAAUUUACUGAACUGCUGAAAAAAUGUGGAUCCAAUGGUAGCAUGGGAUCAACCCACAGCUCUCCCAUUCAGCAAGGAGGUCGCUGCUUGGAUAGUACAUCAUCUGGUUCCUCAUCUUGUUCCCAGAGUCCUCUGUCGUUGAGCCCAGCAGGCUCUCAAAGCAUGUACAACAGUGGUCGCAUGCUGCACUCUCUCAGUCUCCCAGGUGAAGGAGUGAUUCAGCUUCUUUCAGUGGCACGAUCCACCAGUUUAGGGAUUACUAUUGGAGGAGGCUCCAACAGACCUGAUGGCCCUGCAGUCUUCAUCCAGGAGAUGUUGUCAGGAGGAGACUGUCAUCAGGAUGGAUGUCUGAGGCCUGGAGAUCAGCUCAUUGCCAUUAACAAGGAGUCCUUGAUAGGUGUGACCAAUGAGGAAGCCAAAAGCAUGCUGAACAAAGUCAAAUUCAGCCAUGACAACACUGUGGAAAUAGCCUUCAUUCCAGGUAAAGGACACUUUCCAAGCAGCACGUCUCUCCACAACAAAGUGCAGCAAGCUGUGGGCAACUCUGGGCGUUUAAAGGUCCACAUCACAUCACCUGAGAUCAGCUCCACAAUUUGUACAGAGGAGCUGGUCCCUGUGCCCUCACCUUCUCCUGAGAUCUGCCCACCAGAAAUUCACAUUUCAGAUUCAACCAGCCAGAGUUCACCAACAAAGGCCAGAAGAAAGAUAACACUGGACCCCUACAUCCGUCUAAAAUCAGACAAGUUAGACUUGGCCUUGUCCUUCCUUGGGUUGGAUGUCACUGAGGACAAAAAGAAAAAGUUGAGACAGAGUCUGACCACAGACCCACAAGACACUGUGGCCUAUGGAGACUUUGUGGAGGCCACCUGGAACAUCUUCCAGGAGAACCUGGAGGAGCUGGGUAUAGGGGAAGGUCCCUUUAUGUUCUCCUGUCAUGAGGCAGCCAGUCUGUUGGACACGUCAGCCUUCCAUUCACCUAGAUAUGAAUCAGAUAAUAGCUGCAGCAGUGAAGAGAUGGAACAGUUUCAGACAGAGGUGAAGCAGCUGCAAACCCAGAGGAAGCAGAUCAAGGUGAUUCUGAAAGACAUGGAGCACAGCAAAAGAACCCUGGAAAGGGAGCUGCAGAAGACCUCAGAAAAAGCGCGUUUGACCAUGGAGGAAAACACCCAUCUAAAGAGUCGUCUACAGGCAGCCGAGACCGAAGCUGUGCAGGGGCAGGCCAGCAGUGCUGAACAGGACUAUGAGGAAGUCAUCCAGCUGCUGGAGGCUGAGAUCAGAGACCUGAGAAAUCAGCUGGCCAGCAAGAGGCAAGCACAAGGAGUGGAGUCCACCAUGCAUUAGUGAGUGCACCAGAGGCAGUAUCAAUCCCAGCCGGGAGUCCCCAUCAUAUGUGAGCAAGAAAGAACCAAAGAGGACAGUGUGAGGGUCUGGGUAGGUUGAAGAGGCUGAACCCAUGACUGACUACAUCAUAGCCCAUUACAACCUCCAGUUUCUCAGUUCAAGGUCACAGACUGAAACAACACAGCCUGUGUUUAAAGCUUGCUCACAUUUACAUUACAUUAGUGUCUCCCUUAGAAAUAUUGAAGUCUUUCUGUGGGGUUCAUUGCUGAAUGUGUUGGGCUCAGCUGUGAACAGAGGACUUUCAUCAUUCAACAAUAUUAUGUACAGUAUCAGAAUAUCAGUGAGAGAUGCUCUGCCGAAUAAAGUCUGGUGGAAUUCUUUUAUGUGUUACUCUAACAGCAGAUGGUAUUGAAGGAGCAAUAUGACCAAGUCCACAGCUCACACAUCCUGCCGUAUGCUGGGUUAAUACUCUUCCUAGUCUUGUUUUUUAAGCCCCUAUACACACAUACGUUCAAUCCAGAGAUUGCAUGUAAAUAAAUCCUGAGCUGGUCUGUUCAAAGUGUCUUCCUCUAUGUCAUGAUAACUGACUCCCUCACAUUCUGUCACUUGUUUACUCUGGUACAAAGGUAAUGUAUUCCUGAGCAAAACGUUUUUUU
This is a messenger RNA of Monopterus albus (swamp eel), 2392 nucleotides long. Its product is annotated as syntaxin-binding protein 4. Bases 30 to 1736 code for a protein of 568 amino acids. The record is from RefSeq and is a predicted model, not a curated record. The transcript has 18 exons. Gene Ontology annotation, molecular function: protein binding. Lineage: Eukaryota; Metazoa; Chordata; Actinopteri; Synbranchiformes; Synbranchidae.